Molecule: messenger RNA, 2014 nt
Organism: Gadus chalcogrammus (walleye pollock)
Lineage: Eukaryota; Metazoa; Chordata; Actinopteri; Gadiformes; Gadidae
Gene: dapp1
Product: dual adaptor of phosphotyrosine and 3-phosphoinositides
Exons: 9
Coding region: 316-1068 (250 amino acids)
Source: RefSeq, a predicted model, not a curated record
AUUAAAAAUGUAGAAUAAGAUAUAAGAUUUCGAUUAGGAUAUACAUUUUGAUUUAAGAUUUAAGAUUAAAAUGUUUUAUGGUGAAGUGUUACAAGUGAAGCAAGUUUUUUAGGAGUCGUGUUAGUCAUGUAAAUCAUGUAGGCAUAUAGAACCGGGAGGAGAACUGAUUGGUUAUUUUUGGAAACAGGCACAGAAGUUACUUCCUCAAGGGUGGGUCUAACACAGCUCUUAUUACAACAUAAUUUAUCACAACUUCUUCUGUAUCUUCUCAAAGUGGUUUAACGAGGAAUAACUGAACCAAUGAAGUAGGCCAUAAUGAGUUUCCAUAGCGAACUAUCUAAAGACCUGAAGGAUGAGCUGGAGUCGCUGAGGUGGUACCACCAUGAGCUUUCCCGCCACGCUGCCGAGGCCCUGCUCCUGUCCAAUGGGAGUGACGGAAGUUUUCUCCUCCGAAACAGUAAUGAAGGCCCGAGCUGCUUCGCCUUGUCUGUCAGGGCGAAGGAUUCAGUGAAGCAUUUCCAUGUCAAGCGCGUGGACCAGGCCUAUGUGUUUGGUUUCAACCAGUUCCCAUCGCUCCAAGAAUUUGUCAACCAUUUCGCCAACCAACCGUUAGUAGGAAGUGACACGGGGACCCUCAUUGCGCUCAAAGCCCCGUACCCCUGGCGUGUGGAGGAGCCGUCCAUCUACGAGUCUGUGAGAGUUCACACCGCCAUCCAGACGGGUCGGACAGAGAGUGACCUCGUGGCAGACGCACCGUCGUUGGGCACCAAGGAAGGCUAUUUAGUGAAGCAAGGGGCAGUUGUUAAGAAUUGGAAACAAAGAUGGUUUACACUCCAAAGGCAUGAACUCAAAUACUUCAAAGACAAAAUGUUUGAGGAGCCUAUUCGUAUACUGGACCUCAGAUAUUGUUCUGCUAUUCAGUUUGAUUACUCUCAGGACAGAGUCAACUGUUUCUGCCUGGUGUUUCCAGAUAGGACAUUUUAUCUGUGUGCCAAGACAGGUGUGGAAGCAGACGAGUGGAUCAAGUUUCUGAGGUGGAAACUGGCCCAGAAUAGAAAAGGAAAAUGACAGCGUGUUGACAGGUGGGCCCAGGUGUGGAUCUUCAUGUCAGUCACUGAGUUGUAGAGAUUGUAUUAAUACCUUUAUCUUUGAUUAUUGUUAUGUGUGUUUCCAUCCAUGUACAACAACCAACUUCAACACAUUAAUGCUAAGACACCGACUCUGAAGUGGAAGAAAAUUAUAUCAUUAUUUAAACAUAAAAAAUGUAAGGGAUUAAAUGUGGUAUGUGGGGAACUUUAAAUUAAUAAACAAUCAGCAAUAUGACAGAGGAAAGAUUUAUUUAAAGAGGAGUGGGGAACAUGUUAAGAGAAAGUGUGGGGAGGACAAUGGUUCCAAGCCCAGGACCAGAAGCUCUGAGCCGUCUCCACUACUUGUCGAAGUUCUUCGAGGAAUGGGAUCAGCUCCUUCUCCAGACUGAUGAUCAGACCUGGAACGGCAGAGGGCCGGAAAAAUAGUUUGGAGUUUGGAUUUGAGCAAUUCAAUAAGUUCUUUGAAGUGGUUUUCUGCUGAAAGUAGUGUGCAGGCAAAAAACCCUUCGGGCGAAACUGCCCUAUAAUAUGAAAAAGAAAAGGUUCUUAUUUGAUAUACAAUCUACAGAAAUAAAGAAGUGAAACUGAUUAAAUUUGUACCCGUGUUGGCACUGCUAAUGGCGAUGAAGCUUAUUACUAGUGGUAGCCAAUUUAACUGCACAAUCUGUUGCAGAAGGAGACAAAAAACAAUCCUCCAGUAAAGGGACAUGCCACUCAAAACAAUAACUGGGGUUCAAAAAGCUAAUAGUUUAAUUGUUAAUCAUUUUUUCCCAAAAAUUACUAAUGUCAUCAUAUACAAACAAAUUGUAGAUUAGAAGCACACAAGCAUAAUCCUAGUUUUUUAACAUCACGUUUCCAUUUACAAAGGCAUAAUACCCAUAAGGUAGGGCUGGGCGAUAUGGACCAAAAGUCAUAUCUUGAUAUCU